Molecule: messenger RNA, 1833 nt
Organism: Cordyceps militaris CM01
Lineage: Eukaryota; Fungi; Ascomycota; Sordariomycetes; Hypocreales; Cordycipitaceae
Product: alkaline phosphatase family protein
Exons: 4
Coding region: 1-1833 (610 amino acids)
Source: RefSeq, a predicted model, not a curated record
AUGACGGUCCAAGUUACUGUCGCCCGCAUAUCCUCGCUUGCGCUGAGGAUAUCCGCCAUCAUAUUCUUUCGAUUCUUUCCUGCUCAUUUCCCAACCGCUGUUUUCGCCGCCUUUGCCAUCUAUGUACCCGCCUACUUGGCUACGUACCGUGCAGGCCCAGAGCUCCAAGUAGCUGACGACGAAGUUAAUGUGGUUGUAAAAGAAACCACUCUUGCUCCCGCUGAUGGCAGUGGCACUCCCGUCGUCGUCGACCAAGUCGAUGUGCAAGAGAAUAUUAUCCUGGAGCCAAAGCCCGUCUCCAGCUGGAAAAUUCUCGCAUUUGGCGCCCCAAAUCCCCGCGAUCAGGUCUCCUCCAUCUUGACCUUCGUCAUCAACGGCAUCUUUGUUGCCCUCACAGCCGACGCCUUAUUCCGCGCGCGUGUUCUUUACCCUGCCGACGAUCUCUCCUUCGUCCGGUUGGGCUAUAUUUCCAAUGAAGAAGCCAAGAUGCUUCUUCGUGAGCCUGAUCAAGCGAAAAUGCCAGUCACUGUUGAGAUUCGCAUCGCUGAUCCCCAACCCCCGUUUGAAGACCCCAUCUGGCGCUUGGCUGGUGGGCUCCAAUCGACCAACAACGAGACUGAUUUUACGGGCAUUGUCAACAUUCCCUUGAAACAUAAAUACCCUCGCUGGUACGAGUAUCGGACCUCUAAUAACCACACUGGACGUUUUCUAUCUGCUCCACGACCUGGCCAACUUUCUGACAAAAUGGACGGCAAGUUUACUUUCUUGUCUACGUCGUGCAUUCUGCCGCGUUUUCCGUACAACCCUCUCGAUCACGCCUUGGCCAUCCCUGGUCUGCGCCAUCUUGCCGACAAGCUCCCUAGUCUCAGCGCUCAGUUUAUGUUGUUCCUUGGUGAUUUCAUCUACAUCGAUGUGCCGAACCGUUUUGGCAAGUCCAUUGCUGAGUACCGAAUGCAAUACCGCCAAGUCUAUGCUUCUCCGGACUGGGCACCUGUUGCCCAGAACUUGAGCUGGAUUCAUGUCCUUGAUGACCACGAAAUUUCCAACGACUGGGACGCCAGCGACACUGGGGUAUACCAGGCUGCAGUUCAACCUUGGGCCACCUACCAAGCGAAUGUGAACCCGCCAAAGGCUCUCAGUGCGGGCACUACCAACGUUCGGCGCCAAAAUGCCACUUGGUACACGUUUGCCCAAGGCCCGGCCAGCUUUUUCUUGAUGGAUACCCGCAGCUACCGCUCGCGCAACAAGGUACCUUUUGAAGACGAAGACAAGACCAUGCUUGGCGCUGAGCAGCUAGAGGACUUCCUCGCCUGGCUCGCACGCCCCGAGCCGCGCGGCAUCAAGUGGAAGAUUGUGGCCUCGUCUGUUCCCUUCACCAAAAACUGGCCCGUGAAUGUCCGGGACACUUGGGGCGGCUUCCUUGUUGAGCGACGCAGAAUACUCGAAGCCAUGUGGGAUGCUGGUUCUCGCGGUAUGGGUGUCCUCAUCCUUUCCGGCGAUCGCCACGAAUUUGCUGCUACCAAGUUUCCGCCCCCUAAAGAGUCCAAGUGGCCUGCUUCCGCUGCAGCGCACGAAAUUUCCACCAGUCCUCUCAACCAGUUUGCCUCUCCAUUCCCGACAUACAGGCAGACUGAUGAUGAGGAUAUCAAACUGAAGUAUAUCCCCGCCGGCUCCUCUAAAUUCGGCGCGUUUACUAUCGAGAACAUUGAUGGUGAAAGCUCACUUCAUUAUCAACUCUAUGUCGAUGGCAAGGAGGCGUGGAACACUACCCUCGUCGCCGCCAAGCCGGCGAGCAGCAGUUCUGGUUCUAUCUGGGACUUUCUCAAGUUUUAA